UGACAGAUGUUUGGAUUGGCAACAUUUAGGAAACCUGAUAGGUGUAGAGUAAUCAACCUUCAUGUGUUAGGUUAUGCUUUGAAAUAAUCACAAACAAAUAUAAAUAGUACUUUUUCUCAGUACCAUAAACCAUGAUGCGGGGUGUAUGCCAUUAAUCUGUCGGAUAUACUCCGUAUUUUGUCGCCUGGAUUACUAUAAAUGCAUUGUGUAUAAGUGUAUGUGUGAAAGAGAGCCUGAAAUACUUUGCUAUGGAAACCCUGAAGCAAGAGAUAAGAACCUCCUGACAUGUGAAAUGGAGUGGGUGUGAUUUUAGUUUUCCGCUGAGUUUGAUGGUCAGAUGAAGAGAAUAUAAGGUGAGAUGUGGUCAUUUACUCACCACACCAGUCAGAACAUCAUUCCUUGGCUCAGCCACCUAACUAUCCUACUCCUAAAGUCAUGGAAUCUGCCAUUAACGUGCUCGUUUCCCAGUUCAAGAUUUACGCAGGGAAGGAUGGCUCAGUAAACACUCUGAGCAAAGAAGAGUUUCAGAACCUGGUAACAUCCCAGUUACCAACCUUUGUGAAGAAUGCCUCUGACCCAGCCACCAUUGAUCAGCUCAUGAAGUCAUUGGAUGCGAAUAACGAUGGAGAACUGACGUUCCUGGAGUUCUGGAAGCUGAUUGGCAGUGUGGCGAACCAGCAUGGCGGCUUUUAGCCAAUAAAGGAACCUGAAGUCCUAAUCUACUUGAAGAAAAUCACUUUAAUUUUACCCUAUGACUUUCUGAUGUAAUUAUAAAACUACGCAGUUAAUGAUUGUCCCAAGCAGGUGAUGGCAAAUAAAAGAAAGCGUUGUUUUAUUCUCCUGGUAA
Messenger RNA from Cyprinus carpio (common carp), 847 nucleotides. RefSeq names its product protein S100-A11-like. Gene Ontology annotation, cellular component: perinuclear region of cytoplasm. Gene Ontology annotation, molecular function: transition metal ion binding; calcium ion binding. NCBI's taxonomy places the organism in Eukaryota, Metazoa, Chordata, Actinopteri, Cypriniformes, Cyprinidae. The record is from RefSeq and is a predicted model, not a curated record.